AGGAUCAAACGUUACUUAAGAACUUUACAUAAAAUGUUAUAGCUUUUCUUCUAAAUAACCAUACUAUUUACAUCCCUUUCCAUCCUACUCCUAGCACUUCUAAACACAUAGGUAAAUAUAAAAAGAUAGGAGCUCGGUAUUGAGUUUCUGAGGGUACAUUAAUAAAAAAUUGAGGUUGUGUAUAUGAUGCGAUGGUAAAUGCCAAUAUUUUACGUAACAGUUAACAAAAGACAUACUAAAAACUGGGCACUGACACAUUUCUAACAUUGGUUUAAAUUCCGUUUAAUGACAUUAGUAAAUAUGACUGCAGCGCUUCCCUCGAUUGCCCCUCUUCGGCGGCCACCACGGUAUAGACUACAAACAUGUGCAGCCCACGUUUGGUGUCUCUUUUGCCUUGCCCCCUGCACCUAAUAUGGCAUCCAACUUCCACCCCUACAAUCCUCAUAUCUCACCUUUCGGGCGAUCUAUAUUUGCGGGUGGUAUUAAUUUAGGCAUAGCCACUGUUAAUCCACUUCUUUCUCUCCAAAUCAGUAAAGAUGAAUACGGAGAAAAAGUUUAUUCACCUCUUCUACACUUUCAUAUAACGCCCAGUCAACAUAAAAUAGAUGCUUUAAACCAUAUUUUCAAUGACAAAAAGUAUUAUCUCUUGAACAAGCACCUCCAUUACCAUACAUUGCAUCAACCAUUGCAAGUGACGCCUCCAUUGCACCCUGGGUACCCAGUACCAGCGCAACCUCCUCCUUACUAUCACGGCCCACAUUAUCCACAUCAUUUCGGACCAUCGCAUCACUCACUUCACUCGCCUCAUCCACUGCCACACCACAUACCUCCUCUGCACCCUCCUCAUCCUCCGCAUCAUCUUCAUCGCAAUGAAAACCCCAUACAUCAUCCGCCUCAUUACGAAUCUCCAGUAUACUCUCCUCAAUACCCAAAUUAUGAAAAUGAUGACAACAUUCGUGGACCUCCAAGAGGCUUCGAUGAAUACAAUGAGGAUGCCAGUGAAGGUUUUGACAGUGAGGAUUACCCUUACGGUCAACAGAGGAGUUUAAAUUCUAACUAUGGAUUGGCAAAUGUGUCUCACAAUGCUGAUUCAGGUACUUACGCAAACCGGUUCGCCUAUUCUCGUUCCCUUGACCUUCCUUUAAAAUCUCCUGAGGCAAACCGGGGAUACCAAACAGUUCGAUUUCCUGACAACAGAAAGAAGAGGGAAAUCAAUGUAGAAAAUAUACCCUUAUCAGUACAAGAGGUAACAUCAGUUUCUUAAAUGUCUAAUUGUAUUACGUUAUUUUAUUAAUUUAUUGCGACUUUAAGAAGCUUAGGCUUAUAAAUACAGUAGGCUAAAUUUAAUGUCUAAAACAUUUA
Messenger RNA from Trichoplusia ni (cabbage looper), 1362 nucleotides. RefSeq lists its product as uncharacterized. NCBI's taxonomy places the organism in Eukaryota, Metazoa, Arthropoda, Insecta, Lepidoptera, Noctuidae. The record is from RefSeq and is a predicted model, not a curated record. The coding region runs from base 413 to 1264 and encodes 283 amino acids. The transcript has a single exon.